UCCGGGACUCGAUGUUUGUCUUGAAAACAGGCUGCUGUGUACAGUGAAGGCCCCUGGAGUUAAGAGGCUGUUUCCUUGUUAACGUCAGGCCCGAUGGAGAGCGAGGAGAAGACGCAUCCAGAGCAGGUGCGAUGCGUAAAAAGCGGAUCUUGCCCCUUUUUUUCUUUAAUCCGGAGCUGAAAAUAAAACCACCAAAGAGCUUCUGGGUCUCGGUUUGUUCAGGAUGUUUCUAUGAAGGCAGGAUGAGCGCUGUCAGAGGGGAAUCCCGUGGUCUCAUGUGUGUGUUUGCUGUGUGUUUGUGGGCUUUUCGCUGCUGAUGAAAUGGCAGCAGUAGCAGCAGCAUCAUAUAGCCUGACUCAUCCCGCAUCAGUACCACUACCGUAAAGGACUGAAGAGAGGCGCAACGCUCCGGGAAAUCGACCGUUGAUGGAUCCCUUAACGAAAAAUGACGGGCAUGUGAUAAAUUUAAGGGAUUAAUCUGAUUAUGUACGACUUUGUCAUCAUUUUUGUGUAUGAUGUCAAGACAAAACUGUAAAGAAAGAGGCGUAAUUUCAGCUAACGUAGCGUCAAGUGACAAAAACUCUUUUUAUUUGGGGGUCUCUUUCAGGAAAUAUGCGCUGGUUCAACAUAAACACACUCUACUUUGAGAAAGUGACACAAUAAUUGUGUUUUUAUGAUACUAAAGUGUUUAUUUUUCUCGUUUUUGUGUCACGCAGUACGGUUGAAAGAGCAACACAGAGGGAAACAGCACACUCACAAGCACAAGCAUUACUGCGCAUGAACGGAAGUGGACACACUGUGAGGUGGGAGAUGUAGUUUUCUUCUGUUUUUCACAGAAUCAUGUUAUCUGUUGGUUUUAGGACACACGUAAGUGUUAGUGCCGAAUUGCAGUGUGUCUUGGGGUUUUAAGAUUUAUGUUUGUAGGAUGAAUUUGUGUUUUUUAAGGUUGUAAGACGAACAUUAAUAAAUUUGACUGCAAGUUAGUAGGCUACUACGUUUUUUGAAGAUGAUUAGAUAGUUGUUUUUUAAUAAGAAAAGUAGUUGACUUAACACUUUCUCUUCAAAAUCAAAAGUACUUUAAAUUUUAAGAUAUAGUUUUGCCAGUUGCACCACUGUAUUUUCUUACUUUUUGCUUGUUUCUAUAUUCGGCAAUGGCCGUUAAUAUAGGCUUUAAAACUCAACUUUAGACACCAUGUCACUGGGAACACAUCCAUGUUUUAUUUAUUUAAGGCGUGUAAUAAACAGUGUCUUUAUUUAUUUAACAAAAACAACAAACAAUUACACACUACAGCGGGGUGACGCAGCUCAAGGAAGAACAUUUAUGAUCAUUUCUUUAUCAUUUCCUUGAAGUAAUAAUCAUCAUAUUAAUCAUUUUGCACUGUACUUGGAGUCCCUGAGCUCCAUCAUGCUGUAGCUUCAUCUAGAUUGUUGCAACAGACGUUUGGCUGCCUGCUUUCCAGCUGCUUCAGCUAAGUGCAUCAGUCUCACUUCUGUCCAUCUCUCUCUUUCUGCAUCUCCCUCCAUCCCCCCUCUUUAAACCCAGCUCAAUAUCAGCAGAUGGCUGGUAUUGACGAUCCUUUACAUGGGUUGCCAUGAGUCAUAAAGUGGGGGGAGAAGAAAAAAGACAAAAGCAGCUCCCAAAUACAGAAUUUGAACAUCAUUAGAAAUGCCUCUAGUGCGACUAUGUGACUAUUAGACUAUCUGACAUUUCUACUGAGUCUGUUCUGCUAAAUGUUGCAAAAUACUUUUAUACAGUGGCUUAGUUGGUUUUUUUUGCAUUCUUUUUUAUUUUCAUCCUUUUAUUUUUGCAGUUCGUAUUUUUUUUCUUUGCAUAGCCACUGUUUUUGCAUGGUUAACUUCUUUUGUGCCUUUUUUUUUGCAUCCUUUUAUUUUCGAAGUUCGUAAUUUUUUUAUUGAAUAGUUAAUUUCUGUUGUGGCUUUUUUUUUUCACAUUACCACUUAAUUUUUUUUUGCGUCAUUAACUUCUGAUGUGUUUUUAUUUUUUAUCUGCACCAUUUAUUUUUUUAUUUGCAGCAUGCUUCAGUUUCUUUUUCUUGUAUCGGUAAAGUCCGUUGUGUUAUUUUUUUGUUUGCUUGUUUGUUUGCAUUCUUUUUUAUUUUCAUCCUUUUAUUUUCACAGUUCAUAAUUUUUUUUAAUCACAUAGCCACUUUUUUUGUGUGUCGUUAACUUCCGAUCUUUUUUUUUUUUUUUUUUUUUUUCUUUUUUUUAAUCUGCACAGUUUCCUUAUUUGCAGCAGGCUUUGUUUUCCUGCACCGGUAACUUCCGUUGUGGCUUCUUCUUCUUCUUCUUCUUUUUUUUUGCAUUCUUUUUUUAUUUGCAGCAGUGGUCGAGCAGUUCUCGACCAUCGUACUUUUACACACUGCACCUCCAAAACAUUGAAACCCUCCCAAAAGAAAUAGCAUAAAACACAAAUUAAACUUUAUAAAGUUUAUUUAACAGUAGAAUUAUUAGAAUUAAAAUACUACAAACCAACUAAACAACACAAAAACACUCACACAGUUUUAAUGUUUGACCUGGCCCUCAUUAGGGACUUUAUUUGACUUUAUUUCUCUGUAUGCAAAACCAACUAUUGACUCAAUCACUGAUCCUAUCAAGGCUUUAGUCCCCGUAUUUACCACAUAAUCUUUGUGUGAGACUGUUUGGUAAAUUCACACACAGACACACACACACACACACACACACACACACACACACACACACACACACACACACACACACACACACACUGGAGGCGUGGUCGUCCUGACAGCUCGAGCACGAACUGCUGACAGACAGUCUCGACCUACGCAGCAGUUGUGAGGAGCUGGCAGCAGCAGCAGCAGCAGAUGUGCACACAAACCGCAGGCUAAACAGACAAUAACACUGUUUUUUUUCCCCUUUUUCACGCUCUUUGAACUUUCUACAGCGUUGUUUUCUCACGCAGCAGUUUGUUUUUUACCUCAGUUGCUUGCCAUGGCUGAACUUACGUGACUUUGAGGCGAGUUUUUGUGCUUUUGGAAACAUAAAUUACAAAUAAUUUGAGUUUCUCUUGCGUAAAAGUGAACGUUUUAUCAACUUACGUCUGAAAACGUCGCCUUUAAACCGCAUUUUCCAGUCGAGGAAGUGAAUUUAAGAGAACAUAUGUCUCAUUUCAGCAACAAAUAGUCGCUUUUUGCCUCUUUACAUGACACCAGCCCAACCGUCUCCAGCCAAAUCCUCCGUUUAUUUCAGCUCGUCUUCAUGCGCAGCCCUUAAUUGGAGACCACACUCCUCAGCGCGCGCUCUCCUCACCUCUCCUGUCCUCGAGAGCAGGAAUGAUGCAGCACGAGCGCCUGCUCAAAGUCCUGGUCAUCGGUGACCUCGGAGUGGGAAAAACGUCCAUCAUCAAGCGGUACGUUCACCAGGUCUUCUCCCAGCACUACCGGGCCACCAUCGGGGUCGACUUCGCCCUGAAGGUCCUCAACUGGGACCAGAAGACGGUGGUUCGGCUGCAGCUCUGGGACAUCGCAGGUGAGACAGAGAGAGAGUGUUUGAAAAAGAGAUGUUAUCCUUAAAAUGUGGUUAAAAGAGCAAGAUAUUUAAAUAUAUGUACGCUGGAUUUGCUUAGUCAAAUUAGAAACAACAGGAGUUUCUGAACUUUACUGUGUAGUUGAAGGGAGUUCACAGGUGUAGGGUUUGGUUCGCUUACAGACUGGGUUUUUUUGUUGUUUUAACACCAACAAGGAACAGUUUACCUUGACUGCACCCAUCAGUAAACCUCUAUACUCAGACAUGGAGGCAUUUCAGAGGUAAAUAUUUGAAUUUUACCUUUAAAUUUAGUCAAACAGCUUAGAUGCAGCUCAGAUUACGGUAAAAGGGAUAUCCCAGUGUAAAGUAAAUUUAGGGUCAAACACACCGUAACACAGAGAUAGACACCCUGUCGAGAGAUUAAUGUUGCCGACCGCUUGCUUCUCUAGUUAUACCAACUUUAGUAACGACCGCAGAUAGUAAUACACAGCGGUCUGAGGAGCCAUAGACAAAUUUCGACCAAAACGCCACUCUAUAGCCACAAAUAAUGCUCAGAACAGCACCUAACUUCAUCAACAGGACAUAUAGGGUCACAGCCAUAGCACUAGCCACCAAACAUCUUUUUAACUUUGCCUAAUUCCUUUGGCAAAGAGACUAAACACAACUCACCUACUCUCUUCCAGCAGGCGCUUGUUUGUAGCAAGACCUCAGGCCAUUCCAUUACGGACUACAGCGGAGUUUCGCAGCUCAAGGAAGAAUUUUUAUGAUCAUUACUUUAUCAUUUCCUUGAAGUAAUAAUCACCGUGUUAAUCAUUUUGCACUGCAGACGCGGUAGUUCUUCUGCUUUAGCGUCUCGGUCUAAUUGCAUUUCAAUGAAGAAAUGAUCAGAAAUGUUCUUCCUUGAGCUGUGAAACCCCGCUGUAGUCCAUAAUGGACUGGCCUGAGGUCUUGCUACAAACAAGCGCCUGCUGGAAGAGAGUAGGUGAGUUGUGUAAUACGGUGGCAUUUUGGUUGAGGUUUGUUUAUGGCUCCUCAGACCGCUGUGUAUUGCUAUCGUGCGGUCGUUACUAAAGUUGGUAUAACUAGAGAAGCAAGCAGUCGGCAACAUUCAUCUCUGGAGGGGGUGUCUAACUCUGUGUUUUGACCCUAAAUUAAUUUUAAGCCGGAAUAUCCCUUUAAUCUACUGUUUCUGAGUAACAUGAAAAGUUUCUCACGGGCUGAAAAUUCUCCUAACUCUUAAACUAAAUAAAACUGUUUAAACCUCCUUUUAGAUUAGCUGAAAAAUGCACAGUCACAAAGCUGAAAACAGGGCUGUUUCUGUGUAUGAGCGUAUUAAAAUUUGGCUUUUUGAGCAACACGUAAUUCCCAUACAGAACAAAUGCUAACGAAUAAGUUGCAGUAGUGUAGAGGACACAGGCCCUAAUGUUGCUGUAGUGAAGUGGACACAGGCCCUAAUGUAUAGAACACAGGCCCUUAUGUUGCACUAGUGUAGUGGACACAGGCCCUAAUGUAUUGAACACAGGCCCUAAUGUUGCAGUAGUGUAGUGGACACAGGCCCUAAUGUUGCUGUAGUGGAGUGGACACAGGCCCUAAUGUUGCAGUAGUGUAGUGGACACAGGCCCUUAUGUAUUGGACACAGGCCCUCAUGUUGCAUUAGGGUAGUGGACACAGGCCCUAAUGUUACUGUAGUGUAGAGGAUAUUGUACUUUUAGUUUAUGCUUAGACACACUAAGCUCUUUUAACACCGGCUAAGUCGACUUUUGAAAGUCACGGUUCACUAAGAUAUCCUUUCAAAUAAGUUGUUUAUGGAUUAGUUUUGUAUGAAUGUAUUGCAGAUAUUCAUAACUGAUGCUCUUUCGUCGGACAUCUAAACAGGAAUCUUUGGCUUCAUCUUGCUGACACAUCCAACUAUGAUGAGGCAAAACUUAAGUGAAAAUGUGGUUAACCUUUGUUUCUGCAAAUUAGAGCUCCAGCACUUCCUUUUUUUUUGAACCGAGAAAAGUUUUUUGUUCGCUGCUUAUAAAACAUGCCACGUCUCUCAGGUUGGUUCUUAUUUAAGAAACUCUCUUCUUCUUUGUCUCUCUGCCGUCUGUGUGUUUUGCAUGAUACCUGAUAAGAGCUGUCAUUUCCAUAGAUAUCUAUAUGGAGCGAAGGGACUUUGGACCAGUUCAUACUGGUCUCCCUUCAUUUAACUGAGUCUGUUGGCAGGUAACAUCAUUUAGUGUGCUUAUCUAGAUGGCGUCAAGUCUCAGCUCCAUUGUCUACUUAGUAAGCCUUCUGUAAUCAGAUUAAAUCAGGAUCCAGAGUGAUGAGAUCAGACUGACCCCCAUCUAUUAAAGGGAUAUUCCGGUGUAAAUUAAUUUAGGGUCAAACACACGGUAACACCGAGUUAGACACCCCCUCGAGAGAUGAAUGUUGUCGACCGCUUGCUUCUCUGGUUAUACCAACUUUAGUAACAACCACACGAUAGCAAUACACAGCGGUCUGAGGAGCCAUAAACAAACCUCAACCAAAACGCCACUCUAUAGCCACAAAUAAUGAUCAGAACAGCACCUAACUUCAUCAACAGGACAUAUAGGGUCACAGCCAUAGUACUAGACACCAAAUAUCAUUUUAACUUUGCCGGAUUUCUUUGGCAAAGAGACAAAACACAACUCACCUACUCUCUUCCAGCAGCUACUUGUUUGUAGGAAAAGCUUGGAUGAGUCGAUCACCAACUACAGCGGGGUUUCGCAGCUCAAGGAAGAACAUUUAUGAUCAUUUCUUCAUGGAAAUGCAAUCGGACCGAGACACUAAUGCAAAAGAACGAGUGCAAAAUGAUUAAUAUGAUGAUUAUUACUUCAAGGAAAUGAUAAAGAAAUGAUCAUAAAUGUUCUUCCUUGAGCUGCGAAACCCCGCUGAUCGACUCCAAGCUUUCCCUACAAACAAGUAGCUGCUGGAAGAGAGUAGGUGAGUUGUGUUUAGUCCCUUUGUUGAAUAAAUAAGGCAAAGUGAAAAAGAUGUUUGGUGAUCAGACCAACUCUCAUCUCAUCUUCAACCACAGAGUGAAACACUUUGCAGCAUCUGGCAAGUUGCAGUGGAGAGGACAAACUUCGUCUUAACAGGCAGAAACCUGGAGUAGGACCAGACUGAUGUUAGACAGUCAUCUGCUUUGACUGAGCUGGGUUUAGAGAGGGGGUAGACGUAACCUACGGCAUGAUGGAACCCAGGGACUCCUAGAAAAGACUAUGUAUUAGUUACUCUAAUGGGAGGUUCAUGUAGCCAAUGAUGUCUUGCUGCAUAAGUCAUGCGCGGUAUAGCCGUGUGUGUGUGUGCGUGUUUAUGUGUGUGACCCCCUCUUGCUGAUUCACCACUAUAUUAGGAUCAUGUGGAGGAAGUUAGCCUCCAGGAUAGAGACUUAUUCAUGGUCACGUACUGGUAUGCGACAACAUUUCCCCGUAAACACACCCCCUUACAGAGACGCCGUGACCUUAAACUGAUUCAGUCUUGGAGUCGCAGCAGCUUGUCAAACAGUCAGUCAAUCAAUCAAUAAUCCACAGGAUGGUAGAAGUUUCUUUGGCCGAGAGAAAUACCCCAAAUAAGCCUUUCUCAGCCUGGUUAACCCCAAAGAUUUAAACCUUUUUGGGUCAUAAGUGAUUAUAUUUUGAGGGGGGAUUUGGGAUUUAGAGGUGAAAGCAGCUUUUCUAAUGCUCCACAUACUUUUACUUCAUAGUUCCUGCAGUGUGAAGGUUCCUACAAUCCCGAGAACUGGUCCUCUUUCUACAAACCUUGUCAAAGAAUUGAAUAAUUAGGAAUUAAAACGUUUAUUUUAUCCGAUCAAAUUAACUUUUUUAAGGGCAGGGCUCGCUACGAGAAGUUUCAGAGUCUGUAAUCACAUUUUAGUCCGAGGACUUCUCAGGUAUCUAAUCCACUUUAACGGAGUCUCAGAUCAGGUUGGUGUCACUAACUGAUAACACAUGACUGUUUAUUCUGUUGUCUUCUUUGUUUCCAUAUUUAGGGCAGGAACGGUACGGCAACAUGACCCGAGUCUACUACAGGGAGGCGGUGGGGGCUCUCGUUGUCUUUGACAUGACCAGACUGUCCACGUUUCAGGCCAUCCUCAAGUGGAAAGGAGACCUGGACUCGAAGGUAAAUAUGAAGGAAGAGGGAUAUAAGUUUUUUUAGUUUACCACCCAACGUUCGACAACAUAUUCAUGCUGUUCGUUCUCCAGGUCAAAGCCUGAUGUGUAAACUGUUGACUAUGUGUAGGGAAACUUAAGUAUGUAAAUAUAUUUGUAUUUGAAAAGUCCAGUUUCAGUCGGACUCACGCAAUGAGUAGAUUUUUUAGACAACAUGUGAACAUACUGGCCAACAAAAAAAAAAAGAGUUAUUGAACUUUUAAUCUCAUAAUUUUAAUUCUGAAUCUGAAAAUUACAACUUUAAAUCUCUGUUUCAGUUAAUUAGAAAGACUUUUAAUCUCAUUAUUAUGACUUCUUAUCUCAUCUACUGUUUCAUCUCAUUAAUACAAAAUUUAAUCUCAUUUUUUUUACUUCUUCAUAAUCUCAUUAUUUAGACUUUUUAUCUUAUAAUUUGUACUUUUUGAUCUCAUUAUGAAGUAUCUCAUAGUUUUUAAUCUAAUGACAAUGACUUUUUAAUUCAUAACUAUGACUUAAUACUUUAAAAUUCAGACUUUUUAUCAUAAAAUUAACUUUUUUUACUUAAAAUUUUUCCUUUUAUUUUAUAUUUUCCCUUUUUAUCAUUUAUUCUGACUUUUAAUCUCAUAAUUCUUAGUUUUUUUUAAAGAUUUGUUUUUCUUUUAGGGUGUUUUUUUUUCUCUUUUAACUGGCAGAAUUAGGUUUUUAUACAAACUACCAUGUUACACUAAAAGCCCAACUAGACUGAUCCUAACGCCAGCGCCCCCUACAGGGUGCCACGGACAACGACUUUGUCAGAUCUGCCCGAAAUUUUACAGGCACGUGUAUCUUAAUGAGAUCUUUCAUUUUGCGCGCUUGGACUUUUUUCUCAGACGCACGGUUAGAGAUUUAUUCUGCUGUUUUCGCCCCCUUCUGGCCAUUUGCAUAUGUCACGCCAAACGUAUCUCGUUUAAAUUUGUUGUUUCUGCUGGUAAAAAACUUCCUCUAAACACACGCAGGAUAGAAAUCCCUAAUUCUGCUCUUCUUUGCUUCAUCAGGUCGCCCUUGGCAACGGGAGGUCGGUCCCCGCUGUUCUUUUAGCCAACAAAUGCGACCAACAGCGUCUGGGUUUGUGCCCGAAGCUGCCCAAACUGGAGAACUUCUCCAGAGACUACGGAUUCGUCGGCUGGUACGAAACCUCUGCGAAGGUAAGACUCGAUUCUCGCUCUCUUGCUCUUCACCGGCCUUCUGUCUCAGCCGAUUUGGCUUCAGCUAAUUCUUAUUCUGUGUCUUCAUUUCACACCAAUUACUCUCCUUUUGUAAAAGCUCUUCUUGGCUCCAUUUAUCUUCUUUAACAACAAACAGCUGCUCCAAAACCACCAAACUCAGACGUUCCUUUAUCCUGCAUCUUCACUAACUCUUUAUUUCACUCUGAAAGCAGCAAAUCAAGAUUGAAUUAAAGCAGAAAAACUCCUAAACCUCAUUGAAAAUAAGUGGAUCAGAAUGUUCCUCGAGGUUCGAGCCUCUUUAGUGUCAUUUACUGAUAUUUUUGAUUCCUGUUAAAUCAAGAGUUUAUGAUUAAAACAGCACUGGGAAGUAGGUGGAUGAGGGGCAUCUUGUUGCUCAUCUGUUGGACUCGGCUGAUUUGAUUUUCUCUAUCAACUUAUUCAGCUGAUCUCAAUCUAGAGGUUAAAGACAGAAGCAGAGUUUUAUCAGGAGAACAGUGACGAGCCUUUGUUCCCGAUCUCUGACCUGCUGGCUCCGUUUUCACUUACCUCUUUAACCUCUGAUCACUUUUUAAUCCUCUUUUUAUAAACAAGAACUUCAAUCCCAACGAAGAAGUCAAAGAUCAAUCUGAGCCGUAAACACCGCCACCACUUUUUGUAAUUCACUUCUGGCGAGUGUUUCAGCUUCUUUCAGUUCAUUGUUUUGGUUUUAACGUCCGCCCUUGUUUUGUUUCAGGUCACGACUUCCAGAAAUGACAUGAAAACUUCAAAUAAUUGUUUUGUGUCGUCGUUUCUCCAGGACAACACCAACAUCGACGCCGCCAUUACCUGCCUGGUGAGGAACAUCAUGUCCGUGGAGGAGGAGAGAGAAUCCAGGGACGCCUCUGCCACCGGCGCCGGCAGAGGAGAACCCGACGGCAGCGUUCUGGUUCUUCCUCGGUUCGAGUACAACACCAGGGAGAAGGGACUGAGCGGAUGUUCGGGAUGUUCGUCGCAUAAACACAAAGACGGAGAAAACGCCUGAAAAGACUGAAGGAGAGACUGAAACCCGACAGAGCAGAGCAGGAUGGUCUUUGUUACUGUGUGAUUAUUUUAUUAUUAGGACUGAAAUCCUUCCUCCAUCCUGACCUCACUAUGAAACGUCAACAGAGAUGACUUUAAGUUUUAAAAACAUCAAAAAUCAAGAAUUAGAAAUGCUGUAUUUAAAAAUACAAAAAAGAUUUAUUAUAAAAAAUGACACCAAAGCAGUUUUGUUAAUCAUAAAGAAAAAGUUCCUCUUAGAAACAUCUCUGCAGCACAGCGCACCAAACAAAAAUAGAUGAGUAUUUUUCCGACUUAAGGCACACUAAAAAUACUUACAUUUUCUCAAAAAUCGACAGUGCGCCUCAUAAUCCAGUGCGCCGUAUAUAUGAUUACUUGUCGUGUUUAUUGACUGAUUUUAUGUGGUACAAUGCGCUCAAAAAUCUGUCGAAAUGUGGAAGUAUGACUUUGGUUAGCAACGAAGCCACUUCGCUAAAUGGAUAUUCGGAGCGUUACGAUACGCUGUGUUACUACCUGAUCGGUAACGUAACACGACCCCUAAACAGUCUACAACACUGCCUAAACUAGAGGUGCAUUCAUGUAAGGCAGCCCGCGACGCGAAAUUUUAUUUUGUUGGAUGGUAGGGGAAGGUCCCGCCCUCCUUCGCCUCUGAUUGGCUAGAAGUGCUGAGCUCCGAUUGGUUAUUCCGAAUGGCUGUGAAAAGUCAUCGUCUGUCGGGUAAGGGUUAGGAGAUUCAGAAGUGUGAGAAUGUUCUGUUCGAUGUACAGAGCCGACAACCUGCAUUUGGUUUGAGCAUUUGAUGACAUUUCCAGCUUUUCUAGCCCAUCAGAGGUGAAGGAGGCGGGACUUUCCCCUACCAUCGUACAAAAAAAAAAUAUCGCGCCCGGGCCCGGAUUACGCUAGCAGCAAUAAACCAAUCAAUGCUAAAUGCACCUUACAAUCUGGUGCGCCUUAAAUGUGAACAUGGACAUGUUACUUCACAGUGCGCCUUAUCGCCUGAAAAAUACGGUAUUUUGUUUGAAAUAUUGAUUCUAGUUUUAAAAAUGUAGAAUUUAAAAGUACUCGUAAAAUUAUUAAACUGCUUUUAAAGUCACAAGUUUGCUGUGUCGUAUUGCAAAUGUCUUAUUUUGUGGAUUAACUCUUUUAUAAUAAAAAGUGAACGGCA
This is a messenger RNA of Xyrichtys novacula (pearly razorfish), 11051 nucleotides long. Lineage: Eukaryota; Metazoa; Chordata; Actinopteri; Labriformes; Labridae. The record is from the annotation of a GenBank genome assembly.